Molecule: messenger RNA, 3535 nt
Organism: Dichomitus squalens LYAD-421 SS1
Lineage: Eukaryota; Fungi; Basidiomycota; Agaricomycetes; Polyporales; Polyporaceae
Product: plasma-membrane proton-e
Exons: 6
Coding region: 98-3085 (995 amino acids)
Biological process (GO): proton export across plasma membrane; regulation of intracellular pH
Cellular component (GO): plasma membrane
Molecular function (GO): P-type proton-exporting transporter activity; ATP hydrolysis activity; ATP binding
Source: RefSeq, a predicted model, not a curated record
GCUCCGCCCUCCGUCGCCCUUGCACGCGAACGCUUCUAGCUUAGUCUAGGGUUGCCGCCCCCGGUUUUCCCCCCACCCCGUCCACCCCUUCACCGCCAUGUCUGACCCCCAGGUCGAGAAGGAGGCCGGCCCCAACCCGCCGGCCGCGGAGACUCCCUCUCAAGAGCCAGAAAAGAAGAAGAGAGAGUACAAGGAUUUCGGCCACGAUGAGGAUGACAAGCCGACUCACGCCAAGGUCGACAUGUCUCAGAUUCAGCUUAAGGCUGAGGACCUUUACGAUAAGGAGAAGGUCGACCUCGAGACGAUUGUUGUCGAUGACGUCUUCAAGCUGCUUCAGUGCGACGAGAACGGUCUCACUGAUGAGGAGGCUACCCGUCGUUUGGAACUCUUUGGUCCCAACAAGCUCGAGAGCGAGGAGCAGAACGCCUUCCUGCAGUUCCUGAGCUUCAUGUGGAACCCGCUUUCUUGGGUCAUGGAAGCCGCCGCCCUCGUCGCUAUCGCCUUGUCCAACGGCGAGUCGCGUCCCCCGGAUUGGCAGGAUUUCGUUGGUAUCGUCACUCUCCUGCUCAUCAACUCGGCCAUCGGUUUCUACGAGGAGCGUAACGCCGGUAAUGCGGUCAAGGCGCUCAUGGAUUCCCUCGCCCCUAAGGCGAAGGUCAAGCGCGCUGGCCAGUGGCGUGAGAUCGAGUCCGCCAACCUUGUCCCCGGUGAUAUGAUCUCGUUCAAGAUUGGUGACAUCGUGCCCGCCGACUGCCGUCUCACCGAGGCCAUCAACGUCUCGAUCGACCAAGCUGCUCUUACCGGCGAGUCUCUGCCCCAGAGCAAGAAGACUGGCGACCAGUGUUUCUCCGGCUCUACCUGUAAGCAGGGUGAGGCUGAGGGUGUCGUCAUCUCCACCGGUCCCAACACUUUCUUCGGUCGUGCCGCCAACCUCGUCGGCCAGGACGAUGACACCACCGGUCACUUGCAGAAGAUCUUGGCUCAGAUCGGUUCCUUCUGCUUGGUCGUCAUCGGUAUUUUCGUCCUCGCAGAGAUCUUCUGCUUGUACGCUGGCUUCCGCUACAACUACCGUCGCGGUCUCGACAACAUCCUCGUGCUCUUGAUCGGUGGUAUUCCUAUCGCUAUGCCUACGGUUUUGUCGGUCACGCUCGCCGUCGGUGCCCAGCAGCUUGCGAAGUACAAGGCCAUUGUCACCCGUAUCACGGCCAUUGAGGAGCUUGCCGCCGUCACCAUCCUCUGCUCUGACAAGACUGGUACGCUCACCACCAACAAGCUCACCAUUGACCGCGACACCAUCCGCACCUACGGUCCCUUCUCCGCUGAGGAUGUCGUUCUUCUCGCCGCUUACGCUUCCCGUACCGAGAACCAAGAUGCCAUCGACACUUGCGUCGUUGGCGCUAUCGGUGACCCGGCCCGCGCUCGUGCUGGCAUCAAGCUUCUCGAUUUCAAGCCGUUCAACCCCGUCGACAAGCGUACUGAGAUCACCUACCGCGAGGAGUCUUCGGGUAAACUGAAGCGCGUCACCAAGGGUAUGACUGGUAUUAUCAUCGAGCUCUGCACACGCAACAAGACUGAGGAGCUUGAGAACCGUCUCGAGGCCGAUGUCGAGGAGUUCGCCACGCGUGGUCUUCGUGCGCUCGCGGUUGCCUACGAGGAAGUCGACGGCGAGGACCCCGAGGGUGAGGGCAACGGUUUCGAGCUCAUCGGUCUGCUCGCUAUCUUCGACCCCCCUCGUGAUGACACCAAGCAGACCAUCGAUGAUGCCCUCGCGCUCGGUGUCAAGGUCAAGAUGGUUACCGGUGACCAGCUCGCUAUCGCGAAGGAGACCGGUCGUCGUCUCGGUCUUGGCGACCACAUGUACCCCGCCAAGGUUCUCAAGGAUGGACCUGAGCCCGGCUCUCGCUUCCGCUCUCUCGACGAGAUGAUCCUUGACGCUGACGGUUUCGCGGGUGUGUUCCCCGAACACAAGUACGAGAUCGUCAAGCGUCUCCAGGCUCUCGGCCACCUUUGCGCCAUGACUGGUGAUGGUGCCAACGAUGCUCCUGCUCUUUCCCGCGCCAACGUCGGUAUUGCCGUCGAGGGUGCUACCGAUGCUGCUCGUUCGGCUGCCGAUAUCGUCCUGACGGAGCCGGGUCUGUCGACCAUCGUACACGCCAUCCGUGGUUCGCGUAUCAUCUUCCAGCGUAUGAGGAAUUACGCCAUCUACGCGUGCGCCGUCACGAUUCGUAUCGUCGUCUGCUUCGCCAUCCUCGCCUUCGCGUUCAAGUUCGACUUCCCGCCCUUCAUGGUUCUGAUCAUCGCUCUCUUGAACGAUGGUACCAUCAUGACGCUGUCUGUCGACCGUGUGUUGCCCUCGAACUCGCCCGACUCUUGGGAUCUUGCCGAGAUCUUCGCCUACGCUGUCGCCUAUGGUCUCUACCUCACAUUGUCGACUAUCGCCCUCGUCGCGAUUGCCAUCCGCACGACUUGGUUUGCCGACACGUUCGGCGCGACCCUCUCCGGUGGCGCACGCCAGGCGACCAACCACAACGACCCUCAGCUCCACACUAUUGUGUACCUCCAGGUCGCUAUCAUCUCGCAGGCCCUCAUCUUCAUCACUCGGUCGCACGGCUUCUUCUUCAUGGAGCGUCCGUCGUUCGCUCUCAUGGGUGCGUUCUGCAUUGCUCAGCUCGUCUCGUCAAUCAUCGCGGCGUACGGCAACUGGGGCUUCACCAAGAUUGAGGCCAUCUCUGGUGCUUGGAUUGGUAUCGUCUGGGUUUGGGAUAUCGUCUGGUUCUUCCCUCUCGACCUUAUUAAGUUUGCGAUGAAGGCGACGAUCAUCAAGUCCCUCCGUGCGCGUCACAGCGCUGCGGUCGCCGCGCAGGCUAAGGAGACCGGUGUUCCCAUCACUCGCACGACUUCGCGUGCGGCCUCCAUUCACGAGUCGCUCUACUCCAACCGUGUGUCGUUCAUCCGUCGUGCCGCCCGCAAGGUCGGUUUCGGCCAAAAGAUCACGAUGAAGCCCGAGGAACUUCAGCGCUUCAGCUCCAUUCAGGCAGCCCGUACUGGCAAUGUCCUUGCCCGCCAUCCCUCUAGACCCUCAUAAAUGGACGCGUGAGCGGCACGGUCCGGCGUUCAGCGUGUAUCAGACGAAGGCAGCAGCAACUUGUGGUGUCAUUUCCUUCCCUCGCGUGACACCCCCGCGCACAUACCCGUCUUGACCCACAUCCGCAUUUUAUCCUCUAGAGCGUACUCACUAGUGUGCUAUCCUGCCCUCGUUUGUUGGCCGCGAGCCCCCGGAGAUCCUUUCGUGCACGUUCGUUUCCCUGUCCUCGUCGCUCUGUUUCACGUACUGGUCCCUUCAUGAUGACAACAUGUGCCCCCCUGCAUCAUUCCCCACCUGCGCCGCGUUACGUUCGUCUAGCCCAUUCAUGACGUCUGCGGUACACUUCAUAAUUAAUUUCAUACACCUGUUUGGCGUAGGGAUGCAGAUGAUAUAUAGUUACACAGUAUCUAGUAUAACGAGAGAGACGUAAUAAAGCAAACAUAGAGCAAC